AUGCUGAGAGAUGGAAAACUUUAUAAGAAAGGCCCUGAAAAUGAUUUACUCCUGAGAUGUCUGAGUCAAAUAGAAAAUGAGGUGGCUCAUCAGAAGCCAUGGCCUAUCAAAGGAUGGGCUAUGGAUCUCAUUGGGAAGAUCUUCCCAUCUUCUAACGAAGGACGUCAUUUUGUCAUAGUAGCCACAGUCUACUUAACACAGUGGGCGCAAGCCCUUCCACUCAAAUUCGUGACUCAACAAGACAUGAUAAAGGUCAUCAAGGAUAGCAUUAUUCAUAGAUUUAGUCUACCCCAACACAUUAUGGCAGAUCGAGGCACAAUUUUUGUUGGAGAGGGCAAUGGCCAAGCAGAGUCUACUAACAAAGUUUUAAGGAACAUUAUUGAUAGAAUGGUGGAGAAUAGGCCAAGGGCUUGGCAUAAAGCUCUUUGGGCCUAUAGGACAUCAAAACGGACGGCAACAAGAGCUACACCUUUUAUGAUGACUUAUGGGCAGGAUGCAGUUCUUCCUAUGGAGAUGGAAAUUAGAUCAACAAGGAAGCAGAAGGUCAUGAAGGCUUACAAUAGGAUAGUACGAGAAAAGACAGUUGUUGUUGCUGAUUUGGUUUGGAAAGUUAUUCUUCCUAUUGGUCAAAGAGACUCAACAUAUGACAAAUGGUCACCAUUCUGGGAAGGACCCUAUCAGGUGACGGAGGUGAAGAAAUGA
Molecule: messenger RNA, 702 nt
Organism: Tripterygium wilfordii
Lineage: Eukaryota; Viridiplantae; Streptophyta; Magnoliopsida; Celastrales; Celastraceae
Exons: 4
Coding region: 1-702 (233 amino acids)
Biological process (GO): DNA integration
Molecular function (GO): nucleic acid binding
Source: RefSeq, a predicted model, not a curated record